This is a messenger RNA of Atta colombica, 417 nucleotides long. RefSeq names its product fibrous sheath-interacting protein 2. The coding region runs from base 1 to 417 and encodes 138 amino acids. NCBI's taxonomy places the organism in Eukaryota, Metazoa, Arthropoda, Insecta, Hymenoptera, Formicidae. The transcript has a single exon. The record is from RefSeq and is a predicted model, not a curated record.
AUGAUGCCUCUAGAGCAUAAAUUACCGAUGAUACCUGGACCGAAGGGCGCUUACAACUUUACGCGAUGCAAAGUGGGGAAAAAAUUAUGGAGACCGAAAUUAGAAUUUAAUUUGAACGAUCCUUAUUGCCAUGAAACCAAAUUCCUUUAUGAACCCUUGCACGACGAGCAUCUGUUUAAAUUCUUUUCUAAACCGAUUAAUCGAAACUGUCUACUGAAAGCUGAUCUAAUCACAGAUAACAUGGACGUAAAGUGUUCGCUAUACGAUUAUAACGAGUACAGGAAAUAUCUAAGGCAGCUGCACGCUGAUCGUAUUAAGAGGGAAUUGAGAAAAAGAAAUCGUCUCUUUGUCGAGAGGAGAGCCCUAUGCUUUGCCGAAGAUCAGGCGCGCAAGGAAGCGGAAAGGUAUAAUUCGUAA